UCUGGCUCACGACCGAGAAUCUGCGCUGCUGGGCCACGGUUCUAGAGCAGAUAUUAGUUUUUUGACACGGGUGCCGGGGUCUCACAGAUCUAACGAAACCACAGGUAGUGCGGGACUGCAGUCGAAUGCAGAGGCUUGCGACGAGCCCGCGGAUUGGAUUGCCGUACAGUUGAGGUCUUCGAGUGCUGACGCAUGGCGGGCGCGAAACAGAGC
Molecule: messenger RNA, 213 nt
Organism: Amoebophrya sp. A25
Lineage: Eukaryota; Dinophyceae; Syndiniales; Amoebophryaceae
Source: the annotation of a GenBank genome assembly